UUUCUUGGUUACACUCAGAGUUGAAUGUUUCUUUCUUACUGUGCACACUCUUUCUCUUUUUCUUUAAUCAUCUUCAAAGAUGUUUGUCUAUAAGUAUGCUCAAGUUAAUCUGCUGUUUUUUAUCAUCAUCUCUAUAACAGCACAUGAGGGUUUUGUUUAUAUCCACAGAAUAAGAAAUUCAUCCGUUGACAUUUCCUGUGAAUCAGCAAUGAAAGAGUACAAACCGUUUGCCUUUUCACUGAAACGCAGACUGCUGCAGUCCAGAUCAGUGCUGUAUCUUUCCAAAGGCUUAUCAGCAUUCAUCAGUGGGCCUGUGGACAAAGAUCGCAUUACUGUCCAUGAUGAGUUAGACAACCAUACAGUCCAUCUUAGAAUCUCAAACCUUCAAAGACUGGAUACAGACGUGUACUACUGUGAAUUUCACUAUAGUGAUCUUCCAUUUGAUAAGAAUAUUCCUGGCAAAAUGGAGUUCUUUAUCUAUGUUGAAGACUUGACUCAUCAGACCUGCAGUUGUUUAGGUUACCUGCUACUGCUGUAUGUGAUCUCAGGAGCUGCAUGUGUGCUGGGUCUUCUGGUGGUCACCCUCAUCACAGCUUAUUAUUGCAAGUUUUCUAACCGUAAAAAUCCACAACAUCUAGUUCCUGUUUAUGAGGAGAUGACUGGGGUGCGGCCAGCCAAAGGAACAGCCACCAGCCGUCAUGUGGAAAACACAACACUGGAUGAGGAAAUUGACUCCACCUUACUCAGUAAGGAAAACAUCUAUGCUAAGUCUAAUUCAAGAAAAUGUAGCAAAUGAGGUGCUCACACAGA
Molecule: messenger RNA, 810 nt
Organism: Xyrauchen texanus (razorback sucker)
Lineage: Eukaryota; Metazoa; Chordata; Actinopteri; Cypriniformes; Catostomidae
Gene: cd7al
Product: cd7 antigen-like
Exons: 4
Coding region: 80-796 (238 amino acids)
Biological process (GO): adaptive immune response
Cellular component (GO): membrane
Molecular function (GO): signaling receptor activity
Source: RefSeq, a predicted model, not a curated record